AUGAAUAUCUUUGAAUUGUUUCAGAAACCAUACAAAAUGAGCUAUCCAGGCUACCCGUAUCAACAGGGAUCAGCACCAGGAGCCCCCUCAUACCCCCAACAGCCGCCCCACGGGGGAGCACCUUACCCCACAAGUGGACCUGUUAACCCCAACAGCUUCGGUUACCCCUCCAGCGCUCCAAUGUACAUGCCCCAACCGAUGCCCAUGCCUGCCGUUCCCCCAACUUCCAAUGCCUACCCUCCCCCUCCAAGCAACUCCCCAUAUCCUCCCGCUGGAGGAGGCUAUCCUCCCUCUGGAGGUGGCUAUCCUCCCUCUGGAGGUGGCUAUCCUCCCUCUGGAGGUGGCUAUCCUUCAUCAUCAGGAGGAGGGUAUCCUCCGUCGGGAGGGGGAUACCCUCCCCGAUCAGGAGGGGCUUAUCCUCAAUCAGGGGGUGGUUAUCCUCCUUCGUCAGGAGGAGGAUAUUCUUCAUCGGGUGGAGGUUAUCCCUCAUCUAAUCACAGUCCCGCUCCUGGUGCUCCUCCCAGGGGGUCACAUGGUUAUCCUGGAGGAGGUUCGAGUGGGCCCUAUGGAGGACAAUCGUAUGCCCAACACAGUAGUCCGCAAAUGUCGCAGCACACUCCCAAAAAGAGGACACCCACAGUUGUUCCUGCUCACCCUUUCGAUCCUAGAGCAGAUGCCGAGAUCCUCAGGAAGGCCAUGAAAGGUUUCGGAACUGAUGAGAAAGCCAUCAUCAAUAUUCUUGCCAGAAGGACCAAUGAACAGAGAUUGCAUAUUGCCGACUUGAUCAAAGAUCUCAAGAGCGAGUUGUCUGGCAAUUUCGAGAACUUGGUGGUGGCUUUGAUGACUCCUAUGCCCGAAUUCUAUGCCAAAGAACUUCAUGAUGCUAUGAGUGGAGCUGGUACGGAUGAAGAUGUCCUCAUAGAAGUACUCUGCACCAUGACGAACCAGGAAAUCAUGGUCAUUCGACAGGCCUAUCACUCAUUGUAUUACAGAAACCUGGAGAGCGACUUGAAAGGUGACACAGGCGGCACCUUCAAACGCCUCAUGGUCUCUCUCUGUAACGCUUGCCGAGACGAAAGCAUGUCCACCAAUCAGCAAAAAGCUCUAUCUGACGCGCAGGCGCUCUUGAGAGCCGGAGAGCUACGCUUCGGCACCGAUGAAUCCACCUUCAACAUGAUCCUUUGCCAGCGCAACUACGCGCAGCUGCAGCUGAUCUUCAAGGAGUACGAACGUAUCACUGGACACGAUAUCGAGAAGGCCAUCAAGAAUGAGUUUUCCGGGGAUUGCGAGGAAGCUUUCUUGGCGGUCGUGCGGUCCAUCAAGAAUCAGUCGCUCUUUUUCGCGAAGAGGUUGAAUAAGAGCAUGAAAGGACUGGGAACGAAUGAUAGGCAGCUGAUAAGGCUGGUGACGAGUAGAUGCGAGAUUGAUAUGGAGGAUAUUAAGAGAGAGUAUCAAGCUAAAUAUGGGGAGUCUCUGGCUGAUGCGAUUAAGGGGGAUUGCUCAGGACAUUACAAGAAGUGCUUGUUAGCCCUCAUCGGAGAGAGCGCCUGAUUCACGUAGUUUUUAUCAUAUUUACAUGAUUUGUGUCAUAUAAAACCUGUUCGUUUCUUCAAAAUAUGUGUUUUUUGUAUCGUAUUUUUAUAUAAACUAUUCCCUUCAUAAAAGUUAUCUACUUGUUAAGAUGUUCCAUUUCUGGAAAUAUUGUGAUAUAGUUAAUCUCAAUAAAGAGUUUUAGCUUCCAUA
Molecule: messenger RNA, 1743 nt
Organism: Phaedon cochleariae (mustard beetle)
Lineage: Eukaryota; Metazoa; Arthropoda; Insecta; Coleoptera; Chrysomelidae
Source: the annotation of a GenBank genome assembly